CAAAGAAGGCUGCGAGCAGCAGUAGCGAUGAUUCAAGUUCUAGUGAAGAUGAAGCAAAGCCAGCAGCUGUUAAAAAAGGGCCUGCUAAGCCUGUUGCUGCAAAACCAACUGCUAAAGACAGCAGCAGUGAAGAUUCAAGCUCAAGUGAAGAUGAAAAACCAGCUGUCAUGGCAGGUCCUAAAUCUGCCCAGGGAAAACCGGCUGUUGGAAAAACUGCAGAAAUCAAGACACAAGCAAAACAGGACAGUAGUAGCAGCGAUGACUCCUGUUCAAGCGAAGAUGAGACCCCUGCUAGUAAAGCCACUCCAGCUAAACCAGCAGCAGUAGCACCAGCCAAAGCUGCAGCAGUAACACCAGCAAAGAAAGCAGCUGAGAGCAGCAGCAGUGAUGACUCUAGUUCUAGCGAGGAUGAGGCUGCUGUGAAAACGCCAGUAACCAAGGCUCUACCUGUGAAGCCUGCUGCUGCCAAACCAGCUGCCAGUUCCAGCAGUGAGGACUCCAGUUCCAGUGAUGAUGAGGCCCCUGCUAGUAAAGCCACACAGGCUAAACCAGUCAUUCCAGCGAAGAAUGCAUCAACUGCUAAACCAGCAGCAGUCACAACAGCCAAGAAAGCAGCUGAGAGCAGUAGCAGUGAUGACUCAAGUUCCAGUGAAGAUGAAACUCCAGUUGUUAAGGUUGCACCAUCAAAACCAACAACAGUGACUCCUAAACCUGCUACAGUGACUCCUUCUAAACCUGCUACAGUGACACCAGCCAAGAAAGUGGCAGACAGCAGUAGCAGUGACGACUCAAGUUCCAGUGAAGAUGAAACUCCGGUUGUGAAGGCUGCACCAUCUAAACCUGCUACAGUGACUCCUAAACCUGCUACAGUGACUCCUUCUAAACCUGCUACAGUGACACCAGCCAAGAAAGCAGCAGAGAGCAGCAGUAGUGAUGACUCAAGUUCCAGUGAAGAUGAAACUCCAGUUGUGAAGGCUGCACCAUCUAAACCUGCUACAGUGACUCCUAAACCUGCUACAAUGACUCCUUCUAAACCUGCUACAGUGACACCAGCCAAGAAAGUAGCAGACAGCAGUAGCAGUGACGACUCAAGUUCCAGUGAAGAUGAAACUCCAGUUGUGAAGGCUUCACCUGUCAAAGCUGUUCUCGCCAAGCCAGCUGCUGCAAAACCAGCUGACAGUUCCAGUAGCGAUGAUUCCAGUUCUAGUGAAGACGAGACCCCUGCUAAUAAAGCAACAGCUGCCAAACCAGGCAUACCAGCCAAGAAUGCCUUAACUGCUAAACCAGCAGCGAUAACACCAGCAAAGAAAGUAGCAGACAGCAGUAGCAGUGAUGACUCUAGUUCCAGUGAAGAUGAAACUUCUGCUAGUAAAGUCACACCUGCUAAACCAGCAGCAACAACACCUGCUAAACCAGCAGCAACAACACCUGCUAAACCAGCAGCAACAACACCUGCUAAACCAGCAGCAACAACACCUGCUAAACCAGUAGCAGUAACACCAGCAAAGAAAGUAGCCGAGAGUAGCAGCAGUGAUGACUCCAGCUCUAGUGAAGAUGAAACUUCAAAGAAACCUUCAACUCAACAACCUGCAAAAGUGACUCCAGCUAAAGCACCUGUAGCAGAAGAUAGCAGUAGUAGUGAAGACAGCUCUAGUGAGGAGGAGGCAAAGAAAACACUGACACAAACCAAAGUAACACCUGCUAAAAUCACACCAAAAACAGUUAAAAACACAGAAGACUCCAGUUCUAGUUCUGACUCCAGCUCGGAGGAUGAAGCCCCCACAAAGACUUUAAAUUCCUCUAGCACAAAAUCAGUUGCUACACCAAAAUCUGUUUUAAAAACACCAGCACAAAAGGCUGCCAGCAGUUCUGAAUCAUCUUCCGAAGACGAAGCCUCACUUCCCUCAACGCCCGGUCUCACCCCAGUCAUGGGAGCAAAGAAGGGUGCAGUUAUGGUUACCUCCACACCUCAUCACCCUAGCAACACGGCGGCAACGACCAAUGGGAACGUAGAAUCAGACGACUCUGGAGUCUCAUCUGGCUCCAAGGAGAAACCAGUUGUGGCUGCAAAGAACGAGAAAAAUCAGAAGAACAAUGCAGACACUACUGAUGACAGCUUUAAUACAAAUGCCAGAAGGAAGAGCAGCCCAUUCAGAAGGAUUCGUGAAGACGAGAUCACGGUGGACCCUAGACUGCAGAACAACUCAUUUGAUGCCAAGCGAGGGGCCCAGGGGUCAUGGGGUGAGAGGGCCAACAAGGAUCUGAUUGUGACGAAGGGCAAGUCGUUCCGCCAUGAGAAGACUAAGAAGAAGAGAGGCAGCUACAAGGGCGGCCCCAUAGACACAGAGGGGGUGUACUCCAUCAAGUUUGACGACUGAAAACAAUAAACAUUGGAGCCUCGUUGUGUGAUCUAGGCUUCAUGCAUUUGAGUAAGGUGUCUCCCCAGUAUUUGUAACGAUAAUUCAUGCUUUUUCUACCAUAUAAAUUGUUAAUUUAAAAUGCUCUCACAACUUCAUAGAAAUAGAUAACGACGGUUUUGAACCUAUGACCUUUGAAUCACGAUGCCGGAUAUAUUUCUGCAGGAGGAUAUCACUUCACUCUUUGACAACCGAUUCAUUGUGAUUAUUGGUGAUUCAAUCCAUAGAGCUGUCUGCAAAGACUUUGUUUUGCUUCUUCAUAAGAAUCGAUAUCUAACAGACUCAGCUUCGAUCAAAAGGGGAGUUCACCUUUUCUGGUGACAAGCUGAUGGAAGGCUUAUCAGGGCGACACUUUCUGUCUAACACGGAUUUUUGUUAAUAACAGACUUCCGUAAAAACAAAAAUUCCAUGAACAUGUGCAUCUUGCACAGGCUUAUUUUGGAUGACACGUAACGCACAUGCAUUAAGCUCAGUUGACCCAGAAUGAAGUUCAUUUAACCCUUUCAGCGCUGGAACCGAAUUUUAAAGGCCUUUGCAAACAGUUUGGAUCCAGAUGAGACGCCACAGAACGUGGCGUCUCAUCAGGAUCCAAACUGUUUGCUAUUCUGAUAGUAUUCUUUGAAAAAAAAUCUAAGAAAAUGCUUAUUUUAGAAAUUCAGCAGAGAACAUUUUAGCAGACGACAAAUUUCCCAGCAUGCAAAGGGUUAAUAAGGAGGGUCUUUUAAUAAAGAUCAAAGCAACUGGCUUGUAAAACUAUAGAAAGAAAUAUUUUGUCUUGUCCAAAAAUGCUUUUUGCUUGUCUUUGAAAGAAGACGUGCAUCUUUCAAAAUAUGAAUGCUCAUGAAAUGGAUGUGUAGUUUUCAUGGAAGGGAUGUUCAGUUUUCAUGGAAGGGAUGUGCAGGUUUCAUGGAAGGGAUGUGCAGUUUUUGUUACUAUUUGAUCAUAAGUAUUAGUUAAUGACAUUCAAAUUCAGAUUGUCCGCAUGUUGGUUGUGCAUGUAUUGACUUUAUACAGCAGAUGUUGAGUUCUGUUAUUAUGGGAAAACAUGUCAAAGAAGAAGAAAUUAAGAUAUUUAUUAUUGAUAUACCAUACCAAAAUUUGAAGAAUUGUUCAAAUUGCUCAGUGUUUGGGACAAUUUUUGUUUACUUAAAUGUUAAAAUUGUUGCAACGCUUAUUAAAUAUUGUUAAUAUUUUUGCAUUAGAUUUAUGUGUUGGAACAUUUUAUGAUGUUGCUUUUUCUUCCGUUUAUGUCUCUUACUUUUUGUGUAUUUGCAUUUCAUUUCCAUGUAAUAAUUAUUCUAUAUAUUUUUAGUGAAUGAUAAUGUUAUAUUAGAGGACUUUAUUAUCACUGCAGACAUGUUUUAUAGUUCUAUGACUUUGCAUAAGACAGAGUUGUGGAGACAUUUAUUGUCUCUUUUGAAAUCUGGAAUUUAAAUAUUGACAUUAUAUUGUUCAAGAAUGUGUUCUUACAUAGAAAUUGAUGCUGUUCUGUUUAAGGAGCUUUCUACCUUUAUGUUAUGUGGUAGAAGUGGCAUUGAAAUUUUCUAGCAAUAGCAAAUAAUUUAUCAGGCAAAAUUUUCGUCAAGUUUGCCUUAUAUUAUUGAAUUUAAAAACAUUUGUGUUGUUCAGUAAUGACAUACAUGUACAUAAAUAUUGAAGACAAUGUUAUGUUUUAAUAUAGAUAAUUAUUUGAGAUUUUCUUGUAUUAUAAAUAACCAAUCACCUUAUGAAAAUGAAGGCAUGGUUUGCCUGUUUGGAAUAAAAUUGUCAUCAUGUUUGAAGAAAAAAGUUAGUUUGUUAUUCAGUUUGAAAACAAAGUUCUAAGGGGUUAUGUUGAAUUGAUCAAUUUAUCUUUUGUUACAUAUGUUAGUUCAUUUUCCCUCUAAUAGUGCAUGAAUAAUUGAUAUCUACAUGUAUAGAUUUAGUUUUUCUUCCAAUGAGUAAUUGUGUACUGAAAGUAUUCUUUAUUGAUUGAUUGUUUUGGUCUGAACAUGGUUUACUUGUGUAUUUGUUUAUUUGUGUUCACAAUUCUUCAAAGGCUGUUAUUGUCAUUACUUUGGAGUAUUUAGGCAUUGAACUAUUUUGUAUUGUUUUGUUGAUUAUGGACAUAAUGUUUUCUUGAAUAUUUGUAAAAGGUACCUGAGAAAAAUUAAAGAUAUUGAAUUGAU
This is a messenger RNA of Dreissena polymorpha, 4585 nucleotides long. Its product is annotated as nucleolar and coiled-body phosphoprotein 1-like. Gene Ontology annotation, cellular component: nucleoplasm; nucleolus. The transcript has 4 exons. Lineage: Eukaryota; Metazoa; Mollusca; Bivalvia; Myida; Dreissenidae. The coding region runs from base 168 to 2378 and encodes 736 amino acids. The record is from RefSeq and is a predicted model, not a curated record.